UUAGUUCAACAGCUUGCAAGAACCACCAUCAUCAUGAAUCGAUUCAUCGUUUUGCUGCUGCUUUGCGCCAUUGCAGUACAACAAAUCAAUGGCCACCCGGACGCAGAUGCUAAACAUGGAGGGAAUUUGGCUUACCGUGCCAAUUAUUGCGGUGCGACUCUUUACGAGAAAGUACGUGAGACUUGCCAUGCCGUCCGUGGAGUCUCCAACCAAGAGUUUCUGGAUUCAAAGGACGCCAGCACAUUCUUGUUCGGACGUGGUAUCGAAAAGCGAGGUUUGCAUCAUGAAUGCUGCACUGAAGGAUGCAGCAUCGAGGAGAUUUAUGAAUCCUGCUAAAGGAGACACUGACCUGGCUAACGUCUUGCCCUUGGCGUAUUCAGCUUUACAACAUAUAGAGUUUUCCGUCUUAUUCCAAGAUAUGAGUAGUGGUGGUUUCUUCGCCGAAAUAAAUAUCAAGUAAAAUGGCAUUUGUUUCCUUUUAUGACAGUUCGCGAACAUUGAAUGGGCAGGUCCUAGUUUAAACCCUUUUACCUCUCAUUGCUUGGGGAAUGGAUUAUGCCCCGAAAGCCUCAGCUGUCUCAAAAUAAAAUCUUGGCCUCUUGGCUUGUAUUGCAAAAAACAUACAUUUUCGAAGUUUCGAUACAGCCAAAUCGAUCCAACCUUUCUCCUAGCUGAGAACUCAACGGGUCAACAGCGCAUUAUAAAGAUUUCUUUUAGGUCCCUCACGGUAGAAAUGAAGCAUAAUACAAGACAUAACAAGCUCACUUCUCCAAUUAAAGAACUUUCUUGCUAAGACAACUCCGUUUGUUUGAUUGUUUGUUUAUACAUCGACAGUUGCUCUUUAAUUUAUAGGAAGUGUUGUGUUCAACAAAGCAUUUUAAAAACGAAGAAUAACUCCUCCUUGCAGUGAGCGUAUGGGCUAUAUAUGAAACCCGGAUAGUGUUUUAAAGCACGAAGAGAAAUACAUUUCCGUACCACAUCCACGCUUAUGCAUUAUUUAGAAUUCUUUCGGUAAACAUCUCUUUAUUUACAUAAAAACGCCGACUACGAAGGGCCUAUUUUAAAAUUAUCUGGCCUUUCGGUUUUUCUUUUUCUUCUUGUUUCAUUUUUGCAACACGUUUUCAAUCUGCAAGCAUGAAAGAUUAAAGUUUACCUGCAAAGCAGUCAGUUUGUAAACUGCGUGAUGAUUUUAAAAAUAUGUAGGAGCUAUCUUCUGGAUGAUUCAGAACUUCGAACUGAUAUGUAAGAUAACGGUCCGAGACAUAAUUUUAGUUAAAGUGCUGAAGACUACAUAAUCUAUAUAUAACCAAAGUUUUCGAAGCAAAAGGAGUACGGGGAAAGUCCCCUACAAUGGUAAUUGAUCCAGCUAAUUAUAUAUUAUAUACAAAUCUGAUUUUUAAAGUUACAGGUCGCUGCCCUCAAUCUUUAUUCUUUGCACUGCCCAUGUCUCGCGGAGAAUAACGUACCUUUAUGACAAGACAAGUGCAUGCGUUAAGUUCUUUGUUAAAACUCCAAUUUCCUCUAUGACCCCUUUGUACCAAAUCGAGACUAGGGUCUAGAUGACUUUGCCGCCAAAGGCCUACGUGGAACAAACUUAACAUAUCUGACCGAGUAGAGGUUCUUCUUUAAGCCGACGGUGUGGAUUCAAGAACACCUUUUCUUUAGUUUCUUGGGCGCUAGGUCGUUUAUGGGGAAUUUUUUCUAAUGUCACUGUUCUUUCAUAACACUCCAUACACACCCGCUAGUAACCAUGCAUGGAAAGAAAACUUAUUGCGUAUGUACCGCGUCCUGAAACGGGUCUCUCGACCCACGGUCAUGGGUUCAAGUAUUUCUGCUCACCG
Acanthaster planci (crown-of-thorns starfish) is the source of this 1841-nucleotide messenger RNA. RefSeq lists its product as uncharacterized. Gene Ontology annotation, cellular component: extracellular region. The record is from RefSeq and is a predicted model, not a curated record. NCBI's taxonomy places the organism in Eukaryota, Metazoa, Echinodermata, Asteroidea, Valvatida, Acanthasteridae. Gene Ontology annotation, molecular function: hormone activity.